This is a messenger RNA of Lolium rigidum, 2070 nucleotides long. RefSeq names its product laccase-4-like. Bases 96 to 1832 code for a protein of 578 amino acids. The transcript is spliced from 5 exons. Gene Ontology annotation, cellular component: apoplast. Gene Ontology annotation, molecular function: copper ion binding; hydroquinone:oxygen oxidoreductase activity. Gene Ontology annotation, biological process: lignin catabolic process. The record is from RefSeq and is a predicted model, not a curated record. Lineage: Eukaryota; Viridiplantae; Streptophyta; Magnoliopsida; Poales; Poaceae.
UCCAUCCUCUAGCACCCGUUCCUCUGCUCUCCUCGAGAGCUCGGAAGGGCAAUCUCCACGUAUAGAGCUAGCUAGACCUAGCUAGAUACCAUACCAUGGCCAUGGCUAUCUCCUCCCUUCUUCGUCCUUGGCCUCUUGCCAUGGCGGCCCUGAUGGUGCUCAUCAUCCAAGCGCAAGGCAUCACCAGACACUACGAUUUCAACGUGCAAAUGGCGAACGUGACGAGGCUGUGCGGCACCAAGAGCAUCGUGACGGUGAACGGGCAGUUCCCAGGGCCGGAGCUCAUCGCCAGGGAGGGCGACCGCGUCCACGUCCGCGUCACCAACCACGUCGCGCACAACAUGUCCAUUCACUGGCACGGCAUCCGGCAGCUACAGACGGGCUGGGCGGAUGGGCCAGCGUACGUCACGCAGUGCCCUAUCCAAACGGGCCAGACCUACGUCUACAAGUUCACCGUCACCGGGCAGCGCGGCACGCUGUGGUGGCACGCGCACAUCUCCUGGUUCCGCGCCACCGUCUACGGCGCCAUCGUCAUCCUCCCCAAGCUCGGCGUGCCCUACCCGUUCCCCGCGCCGCACGAGGAGGUGCCCGUCAUCUUCGGCGAGUGGUGGGCGGCGGACACGGAGGACAUCAUGAGCAAGGCGCUCAAGGUCGGCGGAGCGCCCAAUAUCUCCGACGCUUACACCAUUAACGGGCUUCCCGGCCCGCUCUACAACUGCUCAGCCAAAGAUACGUUCAAGCUGAAGGUCACGCCAGGGAAGACGUACCUGCUGCGCCUCAUCAACGCCGCGCUCAACGACGAGCUCUUCUUCUCCGUCGCCAACCACACCCUCACCGUCGUCGAGGUCGACGCCGUCUACGUCAAGCCGUUCACUGUCAAGACCCUGGUCAUCUCCCCGGGCAUGACCACCAACGUCCUCCUCACCACCAAGCCGGUGUACCCCAACGCCAACUUCUACAUGGCCGCCGCGCCCUACUCCGUCAUCCGCCCGGGUACCUACGACAACACCACCGUCGCCGGCAUCCUCGAGUACCACAAACCAGGCUCACCUUCUACGCCAAGCUUGGACAAAACCUUGCCGCUCUUCAAGCCGACCCUGCCGUUCUUCAACGACACCAAAUUCGUCACCAGCUUCACGACCAAGCUCCUCAGCCUCGCCAGCAAGCAGUACCCGGCGGCGGUGCAGCAGUCGGUGGACAGGCGGUUCUUCUUUACGAUCGGGCUGGGCACGCUCCCGUGCCCCAAGAACAUGACCUGCCAGGGGCCCAACGGCACGCAGUUCGCGGCCGCCGUGAACAACGUCUCCCUCGUGCUCCCGUCCAUGGCGCUCCUGCAGUCGCACUUCACCGGCCUGUCCAGGGGCGUCUACGCGUCCAACUUUCCGGCCAUGCCGCUGUCGCCGUUCAACUACACCGGGACGCCGCCGAACAACACGCACGUGGCCACGGGGACCAGGCUGCUCUCGCUGCCCUAUAACACCUCGGUGGAGUUGGUGAUGCAGGAUACCAGCGUUCUCGGGAUCGAGAGCCACCCCCUGCACCUUCACGGCUACAACUUCUUCGUGGUCGGGCAAGGGUUGGGCAACUAUGACCCCACGAACGACCCGGCCAAGUUCAACCUCGUCGACCCCGUCGAGCGGAACACCGUCGGCGUGCCGGCCGGUGGGUGGGUGGCCAUUCGCUUCCUUGCAGACAACCCAGGUGUGUGGUUCAUGCAUUGCCAUUUGGAGGUGCACACAACGUGGGGGCUGAGAAUGGCAUGGGCCGUGCAGGACGGGACCAAGCCGAACGAGAAGCUGCUUCCCCCGCCGUCCGAUAUGCCCAAGUGCUAGAUGUACCUGAUCGCAGCUGAUGAUGGAUUCUCCCCCGCCUUCGUUUUGAUUUGUUCGCUAAUUUGCGAUUGAUUUCUCCUGCAGGAGAAUUUAGCGUGUUUAGAAGUCUUGUUCAUAGCUGACCUUCUUACAUUUUUUUGUUUUUCUUAUUUCAUUUCUUUAAACUUUCCGUGAACCAUGUUUUGGUACUUGUUGAAUAAACAAUGAAGUGAAUUGCACGAGACAUGUGUGACCUCGA